Penicillium paradoxum is the source of this 1740-nucleotide messenger RNA. RefSeq names its product phosphoribomutase PRM15. Gene Ontology annotation, biological process: carbohydrate metabolic process; purine ribonucleoside salvage. Gene Ontology annotation, molecular function: magnesium ion binding; phosphopentomutase activity. The coding region runs from base 1 to 1740 and encodes 579 amino acids. NCBI's taxonomy places the organism in Eukaryota, Fungi, Ascomycota, Eurotiomycetes, Eurotiales, Aspergillaceae. The transcript has 11 exons. The record is from RefSeq and is a predicted model, not a curated record.
AUGACUGAAUCAAUUUCUUCCUUGACUGAGCAAUGGCUCCAGUGGGACCAGGAUCCUACAACUCGCGCAGAGAUAGAGCAACUGCGGGACUCUAAUGCCACAGAGGAGUUGGAAAAGCGCCUUCGAAACCGCAUUGAGUUUGGAACGGCUGGUCUGCGAGGCCGCAUGGCAGCCGGGUUCUCUUGCAUGAACUCCUUGAUAGUCAUUCAAGCCUCACAGGGUCUGGCCAAGUUCAUCCGAGACAAACGCUCUGAUAUCGCAUCGAAGGGUGUGGUUAUUGGACACGAUGCGCGUCACAAUUCUGCGAAGUUCGCUGCACUCGCUGCUAACGCUUUCAUCGCGCAACAAAUUCCUGUGUGGUUCUUUGAUGAGGAAGGCCCGACUCCAAUGGUAGCAUUUGGAGUGAAUUAUUUCGGUGCUGCUGCAGGUGUCAUGGUGACAGCGAGCCACAAUCCACCCCAGGACAAUGGUUACAAAGUCUAUUCGAGCAAUGGCGCUCAGAUCAACCGGCCCGAGGAUGGAGAAAUUGCGCAGUCCAUACAAGAGAACCUUGAGCCGUGGCCAACUGCAUGGGCGGAGUUGCAGCCGAGUGAAUACUUGCGCGCUGACUCUUACCAGAAACUGCUACCUCACUACAGCAAUCAAGUCGCAACAUACAUGAAAUCAACCGUGGAAAAUUGGCAACCCCCAAGACCGCUCGUGUAUACACCCCUGCAUGGAGUGGGAGGCUUGGUUCUUCCAACUCUGUGCCGCUCGCUUGGAAUCAACGACUUUCAUUCCCCAACCCAGAGGAAGCCGGAGCAUUGGAUCUUGCUAUUGAAACUGCCGAUAAUGAGGGGGAGCACCUUGAUCAUUGCGAAUGAUCCUGAUGCCGACCGCUUUGCUGUAGCAGAGAAAGUGAAUGGCCAAUGGCAUACCUUGACCGGAAACCAUGUUGGUGUUCUUCUAGCAUCCCACAUCUUAGAUUCCUUCGAUGCUAGCAAAGAUUGGUCUCAUAUCGCGGUACUGACUACAACGGUCUCGAGCGGCAUGCUCGGAAAGAUGGCAGCUGCAAAGGGCAUCCACUUCCAAGAGACCCUGACAGGGUUCAAGUGGAUGGCCAAUGUUGCCCGUGACUUAGAAAAGGAGGGAAAGAAGAUCCCUUUCGCAUACGAGGAGGCACUGGGCUAUAUGUUCCCGUCAGUGUGCUAUGACAAAGACGGCAUUACCGCAGCUACAGUGUUCCUGGCAGCGGAGGCAAAGUGGAGAGCCCAGGGACUUACUGCGUACGCUAAGCUACAGCAGCUUUUCAGCGACUUCGGCCACCACGAGACGUUGAAUAACUAUUUCCGAUCUCCUAACCCGCAGCUCACCACGAAGUUGUUCCAAGGGAUUAGAGGCAGCCCUGGUCUAGCGAAUAUGCAAUUUGGUCGCUUCAAGAUCUUGCGAUGGAGAGAUUUGACCGAGGGCUAUGACUCUGGCACCCCGGAUAACAAGCCGGACUUGCCCGAAGAUCCAACAAGCCAGAUGCUCACAUUGUGGCUGGAGGGUGGCGUUCGCUUCACAUUCCGAGGUUCAGGCACAGAGCCCAAGGUCAAGUUUUACAUUGAGAGCUGUGGGGAUUCUCGCGAUGAUGCCGUGAAAGCAGUUUGCGAUGCUUUCCUAGCCAUCCGGGAAGAAUGGGUACAGAUGUAUACACCCUCGAUGACAUACAGCAAGCAGCUUCCCACAUCAUCUGGUCACAUCCUGGAUGUAGAAUGA